Messenger RNA from Pezoporus occidentalis (night parrot), 3551 nucleotides. It is a transcript of the gene FAN1, whose product is annotated as FANCD2 and FANCI associated nuclease 1. The transcript has 14 exons. Gene Ontology annotation, molecular function: 5'-3' exonuclease activity; flap-structured DNA binding; 5'-flap endonuclease activity. Gene Ontology annotation, cellular component: nucleus. The record is from RefSeq and is a predicted model, not a curated record. The coding region runs from base 337 to 3447 and encodes 1036 amino acids. NCBI's taxonomy places the organism in Eukaryota, Metazoa, Chordata, Aves, Psittaciformes, Psittacidae. Gene Ontology annotation, biological process: interstrand cross-link repair.
GGUAGCUGCGCCCGGAGCCCCGAGACCGCGCGCGGAGCUGCUUGCGGCGCCUCAGCCGCGGCGCCGCGCUUCGCGGGACGGGCCCGGGCCGCGUCAUUCCGCGCGGGAACGCGGUUGUGAGAGCGGGCGGGUGGCGCCGGGAAGCGGUGUGGCGGUGAGCGAGCAGCACGGCAGCGUUUAGAGGAGCUGGGCGUCCUUGGGUUGAACUCCGUCUCCGCCUUCCCUGCACGUCAGAGGAUUACAGGUGGAGAAUGCGAAGCCAAGUAAAGGCUUAGAAUAAGGAAAUAUGGCCUGAAUGAAGUUGCCUCUGCCUUCUAAAGGCUUUGAAGUUUUGUCAUGGCAGAAGCUGGGUCUUCAGGACUUAAAAGGCCUGGAACAAGUUUGUCACUUGGUAAAAAUAAAAGGAAAAGAGGAACAACAAAAAAAGUGGAAGGUAAAGGAACACCAUCUAUACCUCCAGCAUCCUCCUCUAUUAUUUCCCUUUUUAACAAUGCUCCCCCUGCCAAAAUUACCUGUUCCAUGUGUGGGCAAGUGGUGCCGAUGUACAGAAUUAAUGAGCACAUGGAUGAAACAUGUCAGAGAAAUCAUGGCAAGACUGGUGUCAAUGAUUCAACACUCAGCUCUGUUAGGAAUGGGAGCCCCCCAGCUGCAAAUGUGAACAAUAAUUCCAGCUUGUACUUUUCAGAAAACCCCUUAAAUCUAGAAACAAGUCCUUCCAAAAGCAGUUCAUUGAAAACAGAAGCAAGUACAGCACAAGUAAGUCCUUAUUUUAGCAAUAGUAGUUCACUUUGUAGUGUCAACAGUGAACCACAGGCUGAAAUAGUUAGAAUAGUCUCUUUGGGAAGCUUGUCAUCUAAACUGUCCAGAAGACGUAUCCAGGGAGGAAAACAGAUCACGUAUAAAGAGAUCAACUCUUCACCUCCAGCGGUUCACAGUAUGUGCAAAAGUGCUGCAGCACAGAAUAGUGAUGAUGAGAUUUAUGCUGGGAAUAGUUCUCAGAAAGAAAAUCAACUUGCUCAGACAGAGCACCAGGAACAAAAUGUAUCAAAGGAACCCAAAUUACAAGAAAUAAACAAAUAUAAUGGAGAAGAUCUUGUGGAUAUUGUUGAGGUAUCAUCACCAGCUGCUAACAUUAACGGUCAAAGGUUACCUGUUGGUACAGGGAGCACCAAAACAGAAAGGUCUGAAGGUGUGAUACAUACUCCUGACAAAUUCGAAACACAUCCAGCUAUUUCUACUUCAGCAGAGCUGCUCAGUAGUUUGGAAGUCAAGACUCAGCCUCAUACUCAGCAUAUUCCUUCUUCCAAGAAGGAAGUGAACUCUGGUACACAAAAUUGCUUUAGCAGAGGUGAUAAACACGUACUUCCUGUGGAAGUUCAUGAAGACUUUAAGAAUGAGAUUAAUAAUACUUUGUCAGAAACUGUGAAAGAGGUAGAAUUUCAAAAUUCCAUUGGGGACAUUUUAGACCAGAUAAAUGACAUUUGCUCUUCUGGUCACCCAUAUUACCUCCAGAAUUUUUUAGUGGUGCUGCGAGCAGUCUUGGAGAACGAAGAUGAUGUCAGACUGUUUGAUGACCAAGAUAUGAACAUUAUAACCAAGUUCUGCAAGUUAUCAGUUGGAGGGCAGAAGUUAUAUGUGAGACUUUUUCAACGCAAGCUGAACUGGUUAAAGGUGAACAAGAUAGAGUAUGGAGAGAUAAGUGUGGAUCUAUCACCAAUAAUUGAAGAACUGGCUGAAGCCAGAUUUCUGCAAACAGAAUCUGAACUGGAAGACCUGUGUGAAGGGUUGGAUUUGCUUUCAGCCCCUGAGCUAAAAACAUUGGCAAAGAUCUUUCAUUUGCCUAACACAAAUGGUCAGAAACAGCAACUUGUGGGUGAUUUUCUGAGUUUGGCUAAACAACGUUCAGUCUUCAGCAGGAGCCAGGCUGGUAUUGGGACAGUGAUUUUAAAAAGGGUGAAGGACCUGGCUGGAAAAUCUGUCAGGGUCUGUAAAGGCCCUCGAGAUGUCUUUUCUCGAAUUCUGCUGCUAUUUUCACUGUCUGAGUCAAUGGAGGAUGAAGAAGCUGGUAGCGCUGGUCAAGGACAGCUCUUCACAGUCCUUAUGGUAAACAUGGGGCGUAUGGUAUUCCCCAGUUACACUGUAAAUAGGAAAACACAGGUCUUCCAGGACAGAGAAGAUCUUAUCAGGUAUGCAACUGCUGCUCAUCUGUCAAAUGAUAUAGCCACUGCAAUGGUAAAUGGGAACUGGGAAGAAGCUAAUCAUCUGUAUAUGUGCGCGAAAGAAACCUGGAACAAGCUGAAAAAUCACCCUUCUUUGAGCUAUCACAGAGUUUUACCUGAGUACUUGAGACAUUUCACAGUUGGCUGGGUGUAUACAAGAAUCCUUUCUCAAGGUGUUGAAAUUUUGCAGAGACUUCAUAUGUAUAAGGAAGUGGUGGAGGAGCUGCGGUCUCUUCUGUCUCAGGAUGUGUAUUGCACUGACAGCAGAGGGCGGUGGUGGGAUCGCCUAGCUCUGAAUUUACAUCAGCACUUGAAGAACACUAAGAAGGCCAUUGACUGCAUCAGAAAUGGCCUGGCAGACCCGUUUGUACGUACUGGGCAUCGGCUGUCUCUCUACCAGCGGGGCCUAAGAAUCAGAGACUCACCAAGCUGCAAGCAGUUCAGAUGCCUGCUCCAUGAUCUGCCAGCCAUACCCGUGCAGGAUGUGACACACGUUACAAUCAAAGGAAAGAUGUGCCCUCAGACGGGAAUGGGAAAAUCUGUAUUUCUAAUGGAGGAUAUCGAUGACGAAGAAGGAGGCAAAGACAUCAGUGUAUCCACAGUCAUGUGUUCAGUUGAGGAGUUGGCAUUAACUCAUUACAGGCAGAAUGGUUAUGAUCAGGGUAUUCAUGGAGAAGGCUCAACGUUUAUCACACUCUAUGGUAUUCUAAUGUGGGAUAUCAUUUUCAUGGAUGGCAUACCCGAUGUUUUCAGAAAUUCCUAUCAGACUUUCCCCCUGGAUUUAUACACUGACAGCUUCUACGAGAACAGGAGGGAUGUCAUUGAGGCCAGCCUUCAUCAGCUGCAGACAGCUUCCUCAGAGACACUGGCAAAGCUGAUUGCUGACGUCUGGACGGCACAGGAGGGAAAAGCAGCAGCACUGGUUAGCUGGGGGCGUUUUAGUUCCCUCCAGCAAGUUCAGAGCCUGGUCUCCUGCCUCGGGGGAAGGUUUCUGAGCGGUGUUUUCCGGCGACUGUGCAGGGAUCUGCGGCACUGCCGCGCGGGGCUGCCUGACUUGGUCGUGUGGAGCACUCACACCCAGCACUUCAAGCUGGUGGAAGUGAAGGGGCCCAAUGACCGCCUGUCCCACAAGCAGAUAAUAUGGCUGAGUGAACUGAAGAAGCUGGGUGCGACAGUAGAAGUGUGUCAUGUGCAAGCCACUGGAGGCAAGAGUAAACGCCUUGGGUAGUAACAGAGCUCUGGAGCACUUGGGUAACUUGGGUGAUUUUAAAGGAACUGGCAUCACACACACACCACUGGCUGCUGCUUAUUAAAAGUAGUUUCUUCUGAAAA